Messenger RNA from Aspergillus welwitschiae, 702 nucleotides. RefSeq lists its product as uncharacterized. The transcript has 3 exons. Lineage: Eukaryota; Fungi; Ascomycota; Eurotiomycetes; Eurotiales; Aspergillaceae. Gene Ontology annotation, molecular function: nucleic acid binding. The record is from RefSeq and is a predicted model, not a curated record. Bases 1 to 702 code for a protein of 233 amino acids.
AUGGCUACAAAAACCCUGCCGAUCCGUGAUGCGUGGAUCGUCAAAGGUGGAUGUGCUCAGCGUGUCUGCAAUAGCACCUCGAGGUUUAUACAGAUGGACAAGUAUCAUGGAAUCCCCCUGAGGAGCGUCGAUACCUCCACGACUCCCUCAGGCGUGGGAACGGUAAAUAUCCUGCGCAAUGUGCGCGGCCGAAGGAAAUGGCUGAUGCUCGACAACGUCCUCUACGUCCCUCAGGGGGCCAGUAUUCGCAACAAGUCAAACGGAAAGAACCUAUAUACAGCCAGCCAGUAUCAUGGAGUGUACGCACUCGAUCUCUGGACGAAUCUUACCUUUCCCGCCUACCAUGUCAGUCCGCAAAUGACUCUGUGUCAUAACCGGCUGGCCCACCUGAGCGACGCGAACAUACAACGGCUGCAGAAGCAGGCCCACGGCAUCCGGGACAUGGAACCACGCUGGGUCGAGAUUAUUCCGAUACCACGACGGCAGGAAUACGUUGUCGAGUCACUGCGUUUCUUCCUCGACCACAACGAGCGGCCUGAGCGAAAAUGCAGACGAAUCCGACUCGACCGGAUCCCGGAGCAAGUGGGAGAGGAAAUGAAAUUCAUCCUCUUCUCACGGGCCAUCCAAGCGGAAGUCACAGGGGUUGACCAACACCAGCAGAACGGAGUCGCUGAACGAGCACACAAGACAAUCUACGAUUGA